Callorhinchus milii (elephant shark) is the source of this 1696-nucleotide messenger RNA. Its product is annotated as retinoic acid receptor RXR-alpha. Gene Ontology annotation, biological process: anatomical structure development; response to retinoic acid; cell differentiation. The record is from RefSeq and is a predicted model, not a curated record. NCBI's taxonomy places the organism in Eukaryota, Metazoa, Chordata, Chondrichthyes, Chimaeriformes, Callorhinchidae. Gene Ontology annotation, cellular component: RNA polymerase II transcription regulator complex; nucleus. Gene Ontology annotation, molecular function: zinc ion binding; nuclear steroid receptor activity; nuclear receptor activity.
AUGAACUCGCCCAUGAACUCGGUGAGCAGCACAGAGGACGUGAAGCCUCCGCUGGGGAUUAACGGGGUGCUGAAGGUACCCCAGCACUCGGUGGGCUCCCCCAUCUCCCUCACCAAACACAUCUGCGCCAUUUGUGGGGACAGGUCUUCAGGCAAACAUUACGGCGUUUACAGCUGUGAAGGUUGUAAAGGGUUCUUCAAACGCACCGUUCGCAAAGACCUUACCUACACUUGCCGCGACAAUAAGGACUGUAUGAUCGACAAGCGGCAGCGCAAUCGCUGUCAGUACUGCCGGUACCAAAAGUGCCUGGCCAUGGGGAUGAAGCGGGAAGGUAUGGGCGCAGACUUCAGAGCGGUUCAGGAGGAGCGGUUACGGGGGAAGGAACGGAGCGACAGCGAGGUGGAGUCCACGAGCACAGCCAAUGAGGACAUGCCUGUGGAGAAGAUCCUGGAGGCUGAGCUGGCUGUGGAGCCCAAGACAGAGAUGUACAUCGACUCCAACCUGGGACUGAGCAGCAACUCACCCAAUGACCCGGUCACCAACAUCUGUCAGGCCGCCGACAAACAGCUGUUCACACUGGUGGAGUGGGCAAAGCGGAUCCCACACUUCUCCGAGCUGCCAUUGGACGAUCAAGUGAUUCUCCUGCGGGCAGGCUGGAACGAGCUGCUCAUUGCCUCCUUCUCUCAUCGUUCAAUAGCUGUAAAAGACGGGAUCCUGUUGGCCACCGGCCUCCACGUCCACAGGAGCAGCGCGCACAGUGCGGGGGUGGGCGCCAUCUUUGACAGAGUUCUCACUGAGCUGGUCUCCAAAAUGCGGGACAUGCAGAUGGACAAGACUGAGCUCGGCUGCCUGCGCGCCAUUGUCCUCUUCAACCCAGACGCCAAGGGCCUGUCGAGGCCGGGGGAGGUGGAGGGACUGCGAGAGAAGGUGUACGCGUCGCUGGAGGCUCACUGCAAACACAAGUACCCGGACCAGCCCGGCAGGUUUGCUAAGCUCCUGCUGAGGCUGCCCGCUCUGCGCUCCAUCGGCCUGAAGUGCCUCGAGCACCUGUUCUUCUUCAAGCUGAUUGGCGACACCCCCAUUGACACCUUCCUGAUGGAGAUGCUGGAGGCCCCGCAUCAGAUGACCUAACGGGGCCGAGCGAGGGGCCCGGGGCCCAGAGACAGACGUUCACCCCCAACCCCCCCCCCCACCCCUCCCGGAGCUUCUCCCCGCAGGCUCCCACUUCAUUGGAGAGGCAGCCCUCAGUUAGCACAGUCACUCUCACACACACACACACUCACACACACACACACACAGACGCCCUCCUCGCCUUGCACCAGGGGGCGCCAUCGAGCCAAUGACAGCCAGGACCGGGAGGGGGAGUGUGGGGGAUGGGGGGGGGUCGGCGAGAUUGAGGGGCCGGAGGAGGAGCAGGAGUUGGGGGUGGGUAGAGGAGAGGGGGUUGAGAGGGCGUUCCCUCUCUGGUCUGGUCGGGCUGACACCCGGAGCAGCUCGGGAUUUCUCGGCCGAGGACGUCAGGAGUGAGUUCAGGUCAGAGAUCCGUCUGUUCCCCUCGCAGAGCCUGAAUGUUUUACGUGCACCGUCCCCACCUGCGUUUGUCCUCCAUCCCCGGGGCAGUUUGUUCACAUUGAGGCACGUAACAUCACUCUCGCGCUCUCGCACGCACUCCUGUCUCUCACGCACUCACUCGCUC